UGGGAGUUGCUUAGUGCUUCUUCGGGAGGAAAGGCAGAGACUGACAUGGAGCUGGGGAAGUAUCUGGCUGGCCUCAUCUUGGCUGUCACUCUUCUUCAAGGUACUAUAGCCCAGAAGAAACAAGAAGUUCCUGUGGUAAAAGUAGAUGACAAUCGAGAAGAUGGUUUGGUAUUUCUGAUUUGUGACUCACAAGACACAAAUGUCACAUGGUUUAAAGACGGGAAGGCAACAACUUCGUCGCAUAAAAAUAAAAACAAGUUUGAUCUGGGAAGCAGUAUCAAGGACCCUCGAGGGGUAUAUCAGUGUCAAGGAUCAAAGAACAUUUCAAAACCACUCCAAGUAUAUUACAGAAUGUGUCAGAACUGCAUUGACCUGAAUGCAGGCACUGUAUCUGGCUUUGUCUUCGCUGAAAUCAUCAGCAUUUCCUUCCUUGCUGUCGGGGUUUACUUCAUUGCUGGACAGGAUGGAGUUCGCCAGUCAAGAGCUUCAGACAAGCAGACUCUGUUGUCCAAUGACCAGCUUUACCAGCCCCUCAGAGAUCGGGAAAAUGACCAAUACGGCCACCUUGAAGGAAAGCGAUUGAGGAAAAACUGAACUCAGGACUCAAAGUAGGUGUUCUCCGUUUGAAUAGUUCUCAGAAACAUGGCAAUACGUUUUGGAGCACUCCUAGCAAAGAGACGGUCAGCCUAAAUCUAGAUUCAAGUCUCCCAAAGGUGACAAAUGGAGAAAAAAAGCCCAUCAGGGCAAAUUUGGAUUUUUCUCAAAAUAAAUAAACUAGAAGUAAAGUAAAAAUAUGUAUGGUGUUGCAGGAGCGCCACCUAUUGGGAGGUAAUUUUUCUGUAAAAGAAAACUGAAAAGGUCAAAUAACCCCCUCUAUUUGAAUGUUACUUUUUUAAAGUUCUAAUUUUGAUUUACCUUCUGUAUAAGUCAUAAUUUACAUGGUUCAAAUAUACAAUGAAGGUCUCCCUCCACCUCCAUCCCCAGCCAUUCAGCUGUCCUUUCCAGAGACAAACAAUAUACUAGUUUCUUACAUAUCUUUAUUAGGUCUAUAAGGUAUUAUAAAUCAGAGGUAUUCUAGGCAUACGUAAGCAAACUCUCUUUUUUUUUUCAUAAGCAAACUCUUAAGUACACAUUAUUCUUCCCUUCCCUAUUUUUCACACAAAUGGUACCAUACUAUACAUCUUGCACUUUUCACCUAAUAAAAUUUAAGAUUAUUUCAUACCAGCAAGUAAAGGAGCGCCUUUUUUUUUUAAUGCAACCACAUUGCACAGACUCACUAUGAUUUAUUUAAUCAGUCCUCUAUUAAUGGACAAAAUAUUACUGCCAAUAUUUUGCUCUUAAAAUACUGCAAUGACUAACACUGUAUAAAUGUCAUUUUAAAAAUAAUUGUAUUGAGGUAUAAAUUAUAUGCUAGAAAAUUCACUCAUUUUAAGCAAUUUCUCCUGUUCUCAGUAAGUUUUACAAAAUUUACCCAGCUGUGCAAUCAACACAAUCAUUAGAACAUUUCCAUUACCCUCUUAAGAUUUCUUCUGCUGUUUGCAGUCAUUCCCUGUUCCCACUCUCAGCCCCAGGCAACCACUAAUCUCUUUUCUGUCAGAGUUGCCUUUUCUACACAUUUCAUAUAAAUGGAAUUAUACAAUAUGCUGUUAAUUAUAAAAUGUGCUGGACAAUCUCAUGUCAAAGUUCACGCUAAUCUUUGUGUGCACCCCAUGUCUACAUUUCUCUGGGAUUGACACCUGGGAGUGAAGAAUUGCUGUGUUGUAUGGCAAAUUUAUGUUUAACUUUUUAAGAAAUUCCCUGUACCUUUUUACGUGCCCACUAGCAAUGGAUGAGGGUUUCUGUUUCUCCAUUAUCCUCACCAAUAUUUGUUACUUUGUUUUUUUAGUAUAGCCGAUUCUUCUAGGUAUAAAAUGGCAUCUUAUUGUACCUUUAAUUUGCAUUUCCCUAAUGAUUAAUGUUGUUGAACAUCUUUUCAUGUGCUUGUCCGCCAUUCUUAUAUCUUUAGUGUAACGUCUAUUUCAAAUCUUUUUUUUUAAUUUGGGUUGUUUCUUUGUCUUACUGUUGAAUUGAAAGAGUUCUUCUAUAUUUUGAAUACAAGUCCUUUAUUACAUAUAUGAUUUACAAA
Messenger RNA from Leptonychotes weddellii (Weddell seal), 2125 nucleotides. It is a transcript of the gene CD3G, whose product is annotated as CD3 gamma subunit of T-cell receptor complex. Gene Ontology annotation, cellular component: external side of plasma membrane; membrane; alpha-beta T cell receptor complex. Lineage: Eukaryota; Metazoa; Chordata; Mammalia; Carnivora; Phocidae. The record is from RefSeq and is a predicted model, not a curated record. Gene Ontology annotation, biological process: cell surface receptor signaling pathway; positive thymic T cell selection. Gene Ontology annotation, molecular function: transmembrane signaling receptor activity.